AUGCGGCAACAAGACUGGCUUCCCGAAAACAUAGUUCCCCAGAAUAAUGCCAUUUACAAUGAUUCGGAAGCUCUAUACAUGGAAAUGGGAGAAUUGGUCCAGCAAACCGAGGUUAUUCAGAGCCGAUGUUGCCCUUGA
This is a messenger RNA of Aspergillus niger, 138 nucleotides long. RefSeq lists its product as uncharacterized. The transcript has 2 exons. The record is from RefSeq and is a predicted model, not a curated record. The coding region runs from base 1 to 138 and encodes 45 amino acids. NCBI's taxonomy places the organism in Eukaryota, Fungi, Ascomycota, Eurotiomycetes, Eurotiales, Aspergillaceae.